UUUGACUUCACAUCACAUGACCUCUUCUCCCCCACACACACAGUCAGCAUGCCGUUUCAGAAGGAGAACUUUGUGAUGAUCCAGUCCAAUUGUGUGAGGAAGCCACAAAGCUCCGCCUUCCUCUCGGGUCGUCUAUCCCUGUCCACCUACCCACCCCUCGGCUACAUCCAUCACACAUGGAGGACUCACAGACUGGCCAGAGCUCAAGUCUGUCACGAGGAAGAACGUGGUUGAAGUGCGGAGAAUGGCCCCCCACCCCACUCUGGCUUAUUUAUGGAGUGACUGACAACAGUGGCAAGUUGUCGCUAUGGCAAGGGAUACACACAGCUGCCCGCAAGCCCUACCACUCUCUCUACUCUGGUAUGAAGCAUCUCAGUGACUUUCUGUUCCUCGGCUCCUCCAGUUUCAUAGCAACCUGCGGGGACGGCAGCGACAACAGACAUGUUUUCUUGUGGGACACGCUUUUACCGACAAAGUCAAGUGUUGUGAAAGAGUUUGUGUGUCAUGAAUCCGGUGUGGUUUCCCUUGGUUACUCGCAAGCCAAACAGCGGCUGUUUUGUGGUGACAGACGAGGAGAAGUGCUCAUAUUCGACCUUUGGCAAAUGUGUCUGUUACAGAGUCUGACUGUUCAUAGCUCCGCUGUCAACAGGAUCAUCGUGGACGAUAUCGAUGGCUUUAUUGCCACUGGCUCUGCUGAUGGGGACAUCAAGGUUCUGGACAGCAAUUCAUUUGAGGAGCUCGCCUCGUACCCAGGCCUCCACGCCAAGUCCAGACUCUUCCGACAGACGGAAGGAGGCGUAACCGACCUGGGAAUAUUGCCUGGGGGUAGAUUGUACUCUUGUGGUGCAGACGGUAGUGUGAAAUGUCAAACUGUAGUGUUAUGAUUUUGUGUGUGUUUGUGUUCUGUAUAAUACGUUCUGUGCCCAUUAUUAUGUCUGAGUGAGUUUGGAUUCAAAAUGUACAUUUCUCUAUGUUUUUGGUCAAUUCAA
Molecule: messenger RNA, 989 nt
Organism: Halichondria panicea
Lineage: Eukaryota; Metazoa; Porifera; Demospongiae; Suberitida; Halichondriidae
Product: dmX-like protein 2
Exons: 6
Coding region: 177-884 (235 amino acids)
Biological process (GO): vacuolar acidification
Cellular component (GO): RAVE complex
Molecular function (GO): protein binding
Source: RefSeq, a predicted model, not a curated record